UCUGUUCUGAUAAUAAUGCCGAAUACGAGAAAUAAAUGGGACGGAUUCUUGUGCUUGCUUGGAGGUUUCACUUGAGGAUUAUCCACUGGAUGUAUCUUUAUGAUCGCACAUACUAGGACAUACAUUUCCUCAUUCUUUGUAGCAAAGCACCAUGAUGUAUCAUUGGAGUCAACCCAGCAGAUAGUAUUGGUUCAAGGGAUUUCCCAAGGUAUAGCAAUACUUUUGGCACCAUUGUUAUAAUCCAGUAUCUCAACCCAAAGCUGCUGAUACUCUUUGGAGGCUGCCUCGGGAUUGGUGGCUUAAUCGGAGCAACUUUUGUAGAAAAUUUUACAGCUUUCAUGCUCCUGUAUGCGCUAUAUUUUGGAUUUGGGGUGGGAACAUGAUUCUUUGUACCAUUCUUUUGAGCCUGGAGUCAUUUCCCAAAAAAUAUUGGGAUCUCAAACUCAGUUGUUCUGUGAGGCUUCGCUUGAGGAAUAUUUAUACUUGGGAUCAUUCCUCAUGUCAUCAUGAAUCCCAAAGGAUUAAAGCCCAAUGAUGGAAUUUUUCCUUCAGAAGUAGCUAUCAGGCUUCCAAAAAUGCUAAGAAUCAUGGCAAUGAUUAUGGCUGGUCUCACUAUUCUAACUAUAAUUCUAAUAAACAUGAAGAGAAAGACCCAAAGAAUGUUCAUCCGAAAUAGAAGAAGAAGGAGAGGAAGAGGAGGCAACUAUAUGAGUCUCGGAGAAAUAGAAACCAACCGAACUUCUAACCCUAAUAUAACCCGAUCUGACCAACAAGAGGAGAAUAAGGAAGGUAAUCAAGAGCAAAAUAUCCAACAAAAUCUUAAUAAUGGAAAUGAAAUUCUACCUAUUGCCAAUAACCCAGGUGAUGAGAACGAGAUUAAUUUUUCAGAUGCCAUCAAAGAUUAUAAGACACACAUACUCAUUAUUCUGAUGAUACUCUCUCUUGUGCAACCCUCUUUAGCUAUCUUCAGUCUUAGAGAAAUUGAUGAUGGAGAUUAUUUUACAGUACUAUCUAUUAUUUCCUGACUAAUUUUCUGAAUAGCCUGCACUGUAGUAGGUCUCAUAGUUGAUAAGACUAAAUGAAGAUACCUCUUCAUCGUAACCUUGGCAAUCCAAAUUAUCCUUGGGUUCAGUAUGAAUAGUGCAGCUAAAAGCAGAAGUGGUUACUUUGUCUGGUUCACAGUCUCCUCAUUCUUCUUCGGUACCAUCCUCUCAAUGAUUCCAUGACUAUUGAUAAAAGUAUAUGGACAAAAGACUGCAUCUUGGUUAUCAGCAGGCGUCUUCUCACCAAUGUUUCUGCUAACGUAUGCUUUCCUAAAGAUCCAGGAGCCUAACUCUCCAUAAUUAAUCGUAAAAUGUUUUGUGUGAUUCAAC
Messenger RNA from Moneuplotes crassus, 1373 nucleotides. Lineage: Eukaryota; Ciliophora; Spirotrichea; Euplotida; Euplotidae. The record is from the annotation of a GenBank genome assembly.